Ictalurus furcatus (blue catfish) is the source of this 1349-nucleotide messenger RNA. It is a transcript of the gene cdkn1a, whose product is annotated as cyclin-dependent kinase inhibitor 1A. Bases 315 to 764 code for a protein of 149 amino acids. Gene Ontology annotation, biological process: signal transduction by p53 class mediator; regulation of mitotic cell cycle. The transcript has 3 exons. The record is from RefSeq and is a predicted model, not a curated record. Gene Ontology annotation, cellular component: nucleus. NCBI's taxonomy places the organism in Eukaryota, Metazoa, Chordata, Actinopteri, Siluriformes, Ictaluridae. Gene Ontology annotation, molecular function: cyclin-dependent protein serine/threonine kinase inhibitor activity.
UACACUCGGCACUGAGGCUUACAGCUGGCACAGGGACGGACACUGCGGAGUAUAUACAGCUUAUAUUACACACUGUCAAUCAGACCGGGUGAAUUAGACGCUGUCAAUCAGACCGUGUGAAUUAGACAGUGUGAAUUAGACCGUGUGAAUUGGACAGUGUGAAUUGGACAGUGAGUAUUAUUCGGUGUUUGUUAGAAUUAGCGACACGGAAAACUUUACAGAACUUUCCUGAAGCUGACUGGCAGCUGAUUAAGACGUGUUUUCAGGAACAAACUGCACAUUUCUGGAAUAAUAAACCCGUUAUUCAGUGUGUGAUGAUGUCAUCGCCGGUGUUGGCGACAUUGUGUAGAGGUGGUGUUGAGGGUGGUGUUGGUGGAUCUGCUCGGCGGUGUUUGUUCGGUUCAGUGGAUCAUGAGGAGCUGCAGCGUGACUACACACUGCUGAUGAGGGCGGAGCUUCAGGACGCUUCACGCCGCUGGAACUUUGACUUCAUUGCCAACAAACCACAGGUGGGAGGAGACAUCGAGUGGGUGGCGCUUCCUGAGGCUCGAGUUCCUUCUCUUUACCAUGAUUGCACAGUAGGGCCAGUUCCUCGACCAAAAGGGGCGGGACCAGCGUCCGAUCUCGGGGAGGAGGACGUUCCUAAAACACCUGAGCGAUGUGAAGGUGCAGAGAAACACACACUGAAGAGGAAACAGACCAACAUCACAGAUUUCUAUCAGGCCAAGAGGCGAGUCGUCACCACCAGGAAGUCAGGCCAGUGACCUGAGGACACACACACACACACACACACACACACACACACACACACACACACACACACACACACACACACUCUCUACACUCAGGACUGUCUGAAGAACUUCUGGACAAACCCUCUCACCCCCCGCUACCCGAAUAACAGUGAAUAAUUAUUUUAUUUUAUUUUAUUUUAUUUUAUUGUAAUGUUUAUUUUAUGAUGUUAUUUGUGUUGUUUUAGGAGAAAGUGUGAACACUUCAUCACAUAUUGUGCAAUUCCUGUUAACCUGGAUAUAAAUAUUCCUGCUCACCACCGCACACAAGCGCACACACACACACACACACACACACACACACUAAUCUACACUAAACCUACAGAUAAUCUGAGUGUCAGUGAUGUGUUUAUAACUGUGUGUCCUGUAUAGGAUUAUAUUAGGGUUAAUGCUGUUGGAAUAUUAAACAUCUGUCCAUGUAUCAGAGUGUGUUAUAAACACUGUGUGUGUGUGUGUGUGUGUGUGUGCGCGCAGAUACAGAGUAUUGCCUUUAUUUAUUUAUUACACAAUGAUCAUUAUCUUGGAUUAAAUGUGUAGAAAAAUAAAACAUAAAAAACA